GCGAUCGGUUCGAUUUCGAUUCCCUCUUGUUAGUUGUCUCUCUUCUUGUGUUAGCUUUUCUGUGCUGUGUUGUUUAACUGUGUUUCUUUUUGUUUAACGUCUUUUGCGCGCGCGUGUGUGUGCUUUAAAAGCUCUUCACGCGCUCUCUGUCUCCCUUUCUCGCUCUAUCUAACUCUGUUUUAGUUUGCGUAUCGUCUCUCUCUCGCUCGCUCGCUCGUUGUUCGCGCGUUCGCUUCGUCGUCUGCGCACUUGUGGCGCAGUCAAGUUAAGAAAACCUGUGCAUGACAAGUGUAGACAAAUUGUAGAUAAAAAUAAAAUGAAAACGUAAAAAAAGAGCUGAACCUGCAUUCAAAAUUUGUUUUUAUUGGAGUACAACAACAACCACAACAACAACAACAAAUAUAGAAACCAAAGAGCAACGCUCAAUGCAUUUUAAGUUUCCUCCAUCCGGCAACACGCAUCGAUUAAGUUAAUAUUUUGGCCUUGAAAUGUUUCCAAAUCAAAAUAAUUUGGUCGCUGCGGGUGCAGCAAACGAUGCCCAACAGCAACAGAACCUCAACUACAAUGGACUGCAGCAGCAACAACAACAGCAGCAACAACAACAACAGCAGCAGCAGCAACAACAACAGCAACAGCAGCAAAACCAACAAUUGUCACAGUCUGCCAAGAAUGUGAGGAAGAAACCGUGUGUGAAGAUCACGGAGCAACCGGCUGGAAAAGCGUUGCGUUUUCGCUAUGAGUGCGAGGGUCGCUCGGCGGGUUCAAUACCCGGCGUCAAUUCGACGGCCGAGAACAAAACCUAUCCGACCAUCGAGAUUUUGGGCUACAAAGGACGUGCCGUUGUCGUGGUGUCCUGUGUGACCAAGGAUAUGCCAUAUCGUCCACAUCCGCACAAUCUGGUGGGCAAAGAGGGCUGCAAGAAGGGCGUCUGCACGCUCGAGAUCAGCAGCGAAACGAUGCGCGCCGUGUUUAGCAAUCUGGGCAUUCAGUGUGUCAAGAAGAAGGACAUCGAAGCAGCGCUCAAGGCACGCGAGGAAAUACGCGUGGAUCCCUUUAAGACGGGUUUCUCGCAUCGUUUCCAGCCGUCGAGCAUUGAUUUGAAUUCGGUGCGUUUGUGCUUUCAAGUGUUUAUGGAGAGCGAGCAAAAGGGACGCUUCACCUCCCCGCUACCCCCGGUGGUGUCGGAGCCAAUCUACGAUAAGAAAGCGAUGUCCGAUUUGGUGAUCUGUCGUCUGUGCAGCUGCUCGGCGAGUGUGCUGGGCAACACGCAGAUCAUAUUGCUGUGCGAGAAGGUGGCCAAAGAGGAUAUCACGGUGCGCUUCUAUGAGGAGAAGAACGGUCAGAUGGUGUGGGAGGCUUUAGGUGAUUUUCAGCACACCGAUGUGCACAAGCAAACUGCCAUUACAUUUAAAACGCCGCGUUAUCGUUCCCUCGAGAUCACGGAGCCCGCCAAGGUUUUCAUACAGUUGCGUCGACCAUCGGACGGCGUCACAAGCGAGCCAUUACCCUUCGAAUAUGUGCCAUUGGAUUCAGAUCCAGCACAUUUGAGGCGAAAACGUCAAAAGACUGGCGGUGAUCCCAUGCACCUGUUGCUCCAGCAACAACAGAAACAACAGCAACAACAACAGCAGCAACAUCAGAAUGAUCAUCAGGAUGGCAGACAAAACAACCUUAACUGUUGGAAUGCCCAGAAUAUACCGCCCAUUAAAACGGAACCGAGAGAUACCUCACCGCAGCCAUUUGGCAUGUAUCGUGCGCCGCCAGAGUUGACACCCUCUCCGCAGCCAUUGUCGCCGUCGAGCAAUUACAAUCAGAACAGCACCCCCUCGCCCUACAACAUGGCAGCGGCGGGAGCAACUGUGCCCGCCAAUGGCCAACAGCAGCAGCAGCAGCUGAUGUCGCCCAAUCAUCACCAGCAACAACAGCAGCAGCAACAGCAAUAUGCUGAGUUGGGCAACAAUUACAAUCCUUUUGCACAGCAAUUGCUGGCACAACAACAGCAGCAACAUCAACAGCAGCAGCAGCAACAACAUCAAAUGCAAUACAAUCCUAAUGCCAAUUCAAAUCCUUUUGUCACGGGUGGCAAUGCGGCACAUUGGGACAACAAAUUCUCAGUCGCUGCUGUGGCAGCUGCUGCGGUGUCGACAGCUCCUGCUGUCGGCAACAACAGCAACAAUCUAAGCAAUCUCAACAAUCCCUUCACCAUGCACAAUCUGCUGACUUCUGGCGCGGGCGCACCCAGCAAUCUGCAAUGGAAUUUGACCACAAAUCAUUUGCAAAAUCAGCACACCCUGCAGCAACAUCAGCAGCAACAGUUGCAGCAGCAUGGCGUACAAAUGCAUCAGCAAUACGACAAUAAUGUCAGCAACACCAACAAUGAUAACAGCAACAACAACAAUAACAAUGAGAACGGUCCAACGAUCAGCAAUCUGUUGAACUUUGACAGCGAGCAGCUGGUGCGCAUUAAUUCCGAGGAGCAGCAAAUGUUGCGUCUCAAUUCAGAAGAUCUGCAAAUAUCAAAUCUAUCAAUAUCUACGUAAUAGCUUACACAAAUUCUGCAGUUAUUAGUCAUAAAUUGCGUGUGUUUGAUACAAAUGUAAAAUGUGUUUUUAGCCUAAUGUUCUUUUUAAAUACGAAUAAAUUAAUCGUUUUAGCAAUAAGUUAACAAAUGUUGUUCCCAACCAUGUUAAAACAACUUGUAGUUGUCUUGCGAUGAAUAAUGAAUUGAAUGAUUUAAGUUGUCAUUGUAAUUGUAACUAUGAUAUUCUAUUAUUUUGAACUAUGUUUGCAAAAUUGUUUAACAAAUGUUUUGCCAAAUCUUGUUAAUACUUUUGAAUUGUAAACUGUUCUUUUAUUGUGAACUAUGUUUGCAAAUAUUGUUUCAAUACCUUUUUUCCCCAAAUCUGUUAAUUUAUCUAUAUUUUAUUGCACCUAUUCCUGUAUACUUUUGUAAAUUUUUAUAUAUGAAAGUUUGUAAUUUACAAUUGACGUUGCAAUAAGCAUCUGUCUACAAAUCCUAGAUGAAGCUUUGUACUCAGUGCUCAUAGUAGAAGAGCUCUUGGCAAGAAUUCAAUUGUACUUAUAUUGUUUCAACUCCUUUCAAAUUCUCUGCAAACAUAGAACAUUUAUUUCGUUAAACAACACAACUAUUUAAAUUUAAACCAAUUUUCAAACAUUGUAAAAGUAAUCGCAAACAAGUAACAGACAACUAAGUAAUAUAACAUUGUAAGAACGUAACUAUUUAAAUUUAGAGAUUGUAGCUGAACUCUCGGUGCCAUGUAUAAUGUCCUUGAGUUCGUCAUCGUUGCUGUUGAAGAUGCCUCGCAGACUUUUCACCGCAGUCGGAAGGAGUGGCAAAGCAGGCGGCGGCGUGCCCGGAAACAUGUAAUAAGCAAAGAAGUGCAUCAGUCGGAACGUGGCAUGCUGAUAAGCCUGACCCUGAGCGAGGCACGUGCGAAUACGCUGCCCCACUGUGGCAGCCAGACAGUUUUGCAGCGUGACCACACGCUCCUCCUUUGCUUUGAGUUCCUCUUCCAGUUCUUCGGCGUGUUUCAUCAAUUUACUGCAGAACAAAAGCUUUAAAUCACCUGCAAAUAUUGUAAGUACUCUUCACUCACCUAAUAUGAAUCUCCAUUUCACAUUUGUAUUCCACCAGAUUCGUGCCCGAUUGCUGCAGUUGCUCCACAACGAGUUUAAUAUUCUCUCGCAACUUAUCCACAUACUGUUGCUUCUCGGAUAGCUCCGAUUUAAGUUCAAACAGCUGCCCCGUGAGUUCAUCUAUAUCGAACUUUGCACCCUGGCACUCCAGCUGAACGCGUGUCAGCUGCUCCAACUGCUCACGCUGCAAUGCGUUGGCCUUGAACAACUCUUUCUUAGUGGAAGAGAGCAGCUCUUGCAGAUUAUCAAUUUCCUGCUGCUUGCUGACGUUCUCCUGGAUUAAGCGGACCUUCUCCUUGUUGACUUGAUCCAACACCAAGUUGAGCUCAUUGUAGGAUAACUUUGUCUUCGCGCUGUCAAUGUACGAUUGCUUCAGCUGAUCAUUGAGCGUAUCAUUGCGACGCUUCUCCACGGCAAAGAGCGUGUUGUACACAUGCAGCUGAUUGCGAUUUUUAACAAACUACAGAGAAACUAGUUGAUUAAGACAUUCCACAAAAGGAUGAAUAACUUACAUUUCGCUUGAAAUCCUCCACCUGUUCGCUGAGAUGUUGCACUUCUUCGCGUCGUCGUCGCCAGGAGCGCAGCAUGAUGGUGUUGAAGACGCGCAAGCUGGCGAGGCGCACAUCCUGAUCUCCAUUGACCACAAAACGGACUUUGGCCUGCGGUGAACUGCACAGUGGUGAGGCAUCCUGGAACAACAGUUGCGCCAAGUUGUCAUCCUUGAUGGUUAGCUGAUUCUCUUGUCUGGACGUGGACACUAGCGCAUUGGCGUUAGUGGGAACAUGAGCCACCAGUUGAUAGUUGCCUGUACGACGAGCUUCCUUGAAGUCCAUUUGAGACACCGAUUUGCGUGCUCGGAAGUUCAGAAUGGCUGCCGUCUGCUGACGCUUUAGUGUUAAGUAUGGCGGCAACACAGCAGCAGCAGCAUCAGGAGGAGCAGCCGCAGGUGCUGCCUGUUUCUUUGCUUUUGGCUGCUGAACUGUGCGCGCAGAAUCGCUAGAGCUAGAGACGCUGUUGCUCAGCGAGUGAUCCGAGGAUGAUGGUGUCAGAAACAUUGGUUUCGGCAGCCUUGUUAGCUGCUGCCUAUUCUCAAAGCUGAAAAGAUUGGCUUGAAGAUUAAGAGCUCGAAUUGUGGUCCUAUGACUCACCUCUGUCGCUUCUUCAGCAAACGCUGGCCGGGAUAGUUUUUGCCUCUUACCUGGGAGCCCAUAGAACUUUUGUUAUACGGCGUCCUUGGCUUUUUGGAACGCGGCGAAUCGUCGCUUUGUUCAUAGCUACGAAUACGCGGACUCUUUGGCCACAUUAUGUCAAAUCAAAUAACGAUCAAA
Molecule: messenger RNA, 4985 nt
Organism: Drosophila nasuta
Lineage: Eukaryota; Metazoa; Arthropoda; Insecta; Diptera; Drosophilidae
Gene: dl
Product: REL proto-oncogene, NF-kB subunit dorsal
Exons: 10
Coding region: 489-2540 (683 amino acids)
Biological process (GO): positive regulation of transcription by RNA polymerase II; response to cytokine; inflammatory response
Cellular component (GO): nucleus; cytoplasm
Molecular function (GO): DNA-binding transcription factor activity, RNA polymerase II-specific; RNA polymerase II cis-regulatory region sequence-specific DNA binding
Source: RefSeq, a predicted model, not a curated record